Penicillium taxi is the source of this 2466-nucleotide messenger RNA. Its product is annotated as Zn(II)2Cys6 transcription factor. The transcript is spliced from 7 exons. Gene Ontology annotation, biological process: DNA-templated transcription; regulation of DNA-templated transcription. Gene Ontology annotation, molecular function: DNA binding; zinc ion binding; DNA-binding transcription factor activity, RNA polymerase II-specific. The record is from RefSeq and is a predicted model, not a curated record. Bases 1 to 2466 code for a protein of 821 amino acids. Lineage: Eukaryota; Fungi; Ascomycota; Eurotiomycetes; Eurotiales; Aspergillaceae.
AUGCACGACUCCAAUGCUAGUCCUGCGCCGCAGAACAAACGCCCUCGUGUGGCCGAAGAGAAUCGCAAACGGGCCGUUAGAGCAUGUGACGGUUGCCGCAGAGUGAAAGAGAAAUGCGAAGGGGGUGUACCUUGUCGGCGAUGUCUUCGCUAUAGUAGACCGUGCAAUUUCACACUUAUCGAUCCCAAUGACAAGCACCGAUCAGCAGCAACUCCAUUGCUGGAACAAGCAGCCUCGGCCAAACAGCAUGAAAUUGCGGAAGGAGAACGAGUCCGUUAUAUGGAGCGUCUUCUCUCCUACUAUGUCCCGAACAUUACAUUUGAUAUUCAGUCGUUGCGACAGGCUGCGGAGGAGCUAAAGAGCAAACACCGUGACUCCGAAUCGGACGUAUAUUCCACCACCAAAAUUGAUGCCAAUGAACUGGAUGAUUUGGCAAUUGACGAGGAGGAUUUUAUAAUAAAUCCUCUCCCGAAUAAUUCAGCUCAGUACUCGGGAGAAUUCUCAUACCUCAAUUUUUCCAGGAAGAUCCGAACGAAGAUAGAUGAAUGGAUGAAGACUGCAGCACCGGAGGACGAGAUUGAGCCUUUUGAAGAUCGAUGGCGAGCCACACAAUUGCAGUCAGGAUCAAAUUCUAUUUCAUCUUCGAUUGCUUGCCUUCCUCCACGAUAUGUCGCUGAAUUUCUCGUCCAAAUAUUCUUCAAAUAUGCGCAGACCAAUAAUUACUAUGUCGAAGAAGAAUGGCUCUGUGGGAAGCUCACCUUGUGUUACACCAAUCCGUCCAGUUUAUCAUCUGACGAUGCAGGAGCUGUCUGUUCAAUUCUCAUGGUAUUAGCUGUGGGUACACAAUUUGCACAUAUGGAGUCGCCCACACCAGUGAAUCGCCUACCACUGGACUCGGCGGCCAACCAGGAUCAUCACUUUUCAGAGGACGAAGUUGGCUUGACGUUUUAUCAGUAUGCAUCAAAGCUUCUACCUGAUCUUAUAGCCACUGCUUCUGUUCGCAGUGUACAGGCUUGCUUGUUGAUCGGGACCUACCUGCUCCCUCUUGACACUUCCGGGCUAUGUUAUACAUAUUUCGGCCUAGCACUCAAGUUAGCUGUUCAAAAUGGAAUGCAUCGGCGUUAUCAUGGUGAAGGUCUCUCUCCCCGAACAGUGGAAGCACGAAACCGCGUCUUCUGGACCGCCUAUACGAUCGAACAACGAAUAAGCAUUUUGCACGGUAUACCAGCUUCAUUGUCAAGUUCUGAUGUUGAUGCACCUCUCCCAGUUGAAUUCCCUGGGUUGAUACUAGCGACUCAGCCUUCAAAUCAUACGAAUAUGGUGGCAUUGAUCACUCUAACGCUAAAGCUUGGGGAAGUUUCCAACGAAAUCUCCUCACUACGAACUUGCCGCAAGGGCCAACAACAAGAUUGUCUUGAACGUUUGCUCAAUAUUCGCAAGAACUUGAUUGAAUGGUGGUCCACAUUACCAGAUGAAACAAGCUGUCGAGAUCUUAAUCCGAGUGGUCCCUUGUUUCGUUCUAACGUACACUUGAAACUCGACUACUGCUUGACUAGGAUCUUUGUUGGUCGCCCAUUCCUCUUCAGCAAUAUCAAGGGCCUCCAACAACCUCUCAAGAGCUCAUCUGUAGUUUCCAAAGUUCGAACAGCUUUAGUCAAAGACUGUGUGGAUGCAGCCCUGGAGAUUAUUGAUCUUUGCCGCCUCCUUCGCGAUGAGACUGGUCUUGCCAGAGCGUCAUUUACCGAGUUCAGUUCAUGCCGCGCAGCACUUCUGGUCAUCCUUGCUCAAGGGCUAACUAAGCGCACUGAACGCCUUGGUGCAGCCCUUGAGCAGGGUAUUUCCCUAAUUAAGAUCAUGUCAAUGGGUGUUGGAUCUGCACGCUCAGCUGUCAGCGUCAUCGAGGCACUCGAACGUGCUAUCCGCCGAUUGGAACUCUGGAGCGAGUCACAAGAAUCUGAUAGUAAUGAAGGUUUCACGGAGUCAGCUUAUGACCGCUUUAAAAACUGGGAGAUGCUUUGGAAGACUGGACCCAUUUCACCAGCAACCAUCGCAUUGAAGCAGCAAGAAGCUCAUACAGCUAACGAUGCAGGUGCUCCCCAAGAUGCCAAUUCUCGUGCUUCUACAAUCCCUCCAUCCACCAAUAGUGGUCUCCCCCCAAUGCUCAUUAAUUCCUCGGCGACUUCCGCGCUAAAUCACAUGAAAAUACACGGCUCCGGCACAGUUCUUGAUGAAGACGAGGAAGAACACUUUGAAGGUCAUGUUCCCGAUAAUUUUUCUUCCUUGCAGCCCCUCUCCCAAGUGGGUCAUUUUGGCUUCGAUCACUUCGUCUCCAAUUUCCCUCAGGAACUUGGAGAGUUUACCGCUAUUCCAUGCUUUGAUUCUGAUGCCCAGGGCCUCUCUGGCCUAGAGCUGAAUACUCCCACCGGUAGUGCUGAUUCAAAUUGGCUGCAGUUUAUGAAUGAGUGA